Messenger RNA from Harpia harpyja (harpy eagle), 3756 nucleotides. Its product is annotated as claudin-8-like. NCBI's taxonomy places the organism in Eukaryota, Metazoa, Chordata, Aves, Accipitriformes, Accipitridae. Gene Ontology annotation, cellular component: plasma membrane; bicellular tight junction. The transcript is spliced from 2 exons. Bases 184 to 888 code for a protein of 234 amino acids. Gene Ontology annotation, biological process: cell adhesion; bicellular tight junction assembly. The record is from RefSeq and is a predicted model, not a curated record. Gene Ontology annotation, molecular function: structural molecule activity.
GGAUUUCCACCUGUCUGAACCUCAGGCUGGAGUGAGCUGCUUUUAAAAAAACCCAACAACUUGCUGUAUGAGGAAACUACUGGAGAAAAUAUUCCCUCUCAUACUUUAUAUUUCUUCUAUGAAAAAGUGAUUUUGGAAGACUUUCUAGGCCACCUCGCUUGAGGUAUCUUUUUCAGAAGAAUCAUGGCUUGCUGUGUGUUACAUAUCACUGGUCUAAUAUUUGGAGGUGUUGGCAUGGUCGGGACUUUGGCAGCCACAGUUAUGCCGCAGUGGAGAGUUUCUGCCUACAUUGAUGGCAACAUCGUGGUGUUUGAGACCAUCUGGGAAGGACUGUGGAUGGACUGCAUCAGUCAGCUGGGCAUCAGGCUGCAGUGCAAAUUCUACGACUCUGUCCUGGCUCUCCCCCCACCCUUGGAGGCGUUCAGAGCCCUCAUGUGCAUUGCAGUGGUCCUGUCAAUCAUUUCCUUUUUGAUGGCCAUUGUUGGUGUGAAGUACACUCACAGGACCAAGGAGGAUGCCCAGGGCAUCAGUAUCUUUAUACUGGCAGCUGGAGUUGCCUUUCUCCUGACGGGCAUCCUCGUUCUGAUCCCCGUGUCCUGGACUGGAGGUAACAUCAUUCACGACUUCUAUGAUCCAGAAGUUCCUGUGCCACUGAAACGAGAGCUAGGAGCUGCUCUCUAUGUAGGCUGGGUGAGCACUGCACUUCUCAUCGCUGCGGGAGCAAUGUACUGUAGCUUCUGGUGCUGGGCUGAUACAUCCUCAAAAUCCAGGAAUGAAGAAUGGUAUAAGAACAGCAGCAGCCAAGAGUCUCUCAGAGAAGAUGAACAGCAUAUGGUUGGGCUGGAAGGAAGGCAGCUGCUGUGCAAUAGCACCAUUGCCCACCCCUAAACCCAUGAUGUACAAAGAGAGCAGGGCAUUUUACUCUAAGGUAAAGUCUUCAUAAGGACUGCUCUAGGACAGUGGUGAGAAGCAUGGAGUUGGCAGCAUGGCUGAAGCAGCUGCUGAAUGAAUGGAGAAACCCUCAGAACUCUGACUUCCAAUAUUGGCACACAAAUGUUCAUACUCUCCCAUCAGAGGCCUCUAUGAUUGACUAUGGAUUUCACUGAUGCUUGUGGAAUUGAUGUAUCCUUACCUCUUCUGCAGGGCACAGAAUCCAGCUCAUGGAAUAAUAAAAUUUUUAAUCACUUCACCAGACUUUGUAUUACAUUUCCGUUGCUUGCUACCUCUCAUUUUUUAUGACUUCUCCUGUUUUACAGGUAGCGCCUCCUCUUGUAUGAAAUUCAGGACAGACCGUCUGUCUUUAUGCACUUUAAAGCACCGUGCUAAUGUAAAGUAUAAGUAAACAAGCCAGGCAAUGUAAAUGUGUAAUCCCCACUUGCCCGUUGGAGGAUCAAGAGUUCCUGCCUACAUCUUCCAUCACACCCACAAAAGCCAAGCCCUGAUGUUGUUCUGACUGUUUUGUGUUCACAAGACUUAUUUGAAAAUGUAGACUGAGCAGCCAUAUGCCUGUCUGUCCUUUGUGCAGAAUUCAACAGUAUUUGCAGCUGUGCAAUUUUUUUUCACAGCUGAAAACUUGGAACUUGCUUUUGACAGUGUCCGUGUCACAACAUUGAUAAGUGACCAGUUCAAAACAUUCUUUCUGGUUCUUUACACAGUAGUAAUGGGUAGUAUCAUUUCAUUGAUAAUUUCAUGACACAGGUACUCAGUUUGAUCCUUUUCUGUGUCUGCGACUGGUAUCUGAAAAAAAAGGGUGUAAUGACUUUUUGCGUUGAGCAGAGCAAUGCCUCUAUGUAUUCAUUUGACUGUUCAAUCUGAAGCAGAACAUGGAAAGCUGCAUUUAAUUAAACAAGCCUUUUAUUGACUUCAGAUGAACCUAAACAAAACAGUGCCCUUGAACACAGGUAUUCAUUGCAUAUAUUAACUAAUGUGCAUUUACAUUUAAGAGAACCAGCUCAGAUCUUUUAGUGGGAAUUUUCUAGUCACCGGAAAACAGGUUUAAUGCAUCCUGCUCAUCACUUGAGCAGUCAAAUCAGAACUUAUUAAUUCCAGAUAAGCCUUUAAGAGAACAUUUGUAAGUAGGUUUUCUAGUACUAAAACAUAUUUUUUAUGUUGUCUUAUAGCUGCCAAUGUCUGUCACAGCAGCUGUCAUUGGGUCAGACAACUCAUUUCACUGGAGUCAUUCUGUUGACUUUGGUAAUAAUUUAUACUACCAUGAGGACCUUCACCUAUUAUUUUAUUGUAUUUAUGUCCUAUAAUACAUAUUUUGUUUAAUAAGGAACUAUUUGGUGAGUAAGCCAGAAUUGCAUUUUUGGGGUUUAUUCAGAUAUGACAUUUGUGAUUAACAAAGCAGAGGAUGAAGACAUUUGCAAUGCAAAUAUGAUACAUAUUUAUAUGUAGGUAAUGGAUUUAAAUGAUAAUGUAUUCAGUGUAAUGCAACUUUAUGCAGAUGUAAGUGCUGAAGAAGUAAGUACAAUUUUCUAUAACAUUAAUUAAAGGAUCCUGAACACUUUCAAUAUCAGUGGUUUCAUCUAGAAAUCAAAUUUGAACUGGGUGUGCCAUUUACACUAGUAACUUUAUUUUCAAAGAGUUAAAAGAUAAAACUGCUUUAUUUGAGCAUUUAACAUUCAUUUGAAAGAAAACCUAAGCUCUUUACAUCUAACAUUAACACCUGAUAGCUGCAUAUUGCUCCAUUUCUCUCUUUUACCAGUUGAUCAAAAGAUGAGCUCAAACAAAAUCUCUAAGCUCAGACAACCUUGUGCUUGCAUGUGGGUUUGGAAUCUGACCUUGAUUCCAAGCGUACAGCUAGGCUGGGCUGCUGUUUGGAUGUCUGGGGUUUUACUGACACAAAUGGCAAUUUCUGGUGACGUGAUUUAGCACUUAUAGACUCACCCAAAUAUGUUUAAGAGUCUGUGACAUUAAAAUUUCUGAAUUUGAUGCAGGAACAAAUUUCUCAUGAGAAGCUAAUCUGCAAGAGAUGUAACACAGUGAUUAAGCUUCUCCCUUUGAACAGAAAAGAAAUUCCUUUAUUGUGGAUUCUGGUGGGGAAAACCCCAUAAAGAUGAUUACUAGAUAUUUUACCUCUGUAUGCAAGGAAUGCAUUUGGCUGAGUAAACUGUAUGGGUACAUUUGCAUCUGCUAAGGAAGACAGGUUUUUUCCCUCUUCCUUUUCCCCUAUUCAAAACCUGUGGUGCUCAGAACUGACUAGUUGGGAGCUGCAGUUUGAAGGUAUGAGUAAGAAAAGGAAGUUUUAAGGGCUUUAAAGAAAAACUGUGGUUGAGUUCUGAAAUUAAACUGCUGCUGUUCAUGAGUUUUCCGAGGGUAACAGGAAGAGCUUGGCUUGAGGGGAGUGAUGGAGGAGCUUGCACAGAUCUCUAGUGCCCAAGUCUGCACCUUCUACCCUCCUUCUGCUGCUCCAGGAGAGCUCCUGCCCCUUCUGGGUUAUAUCCAGCCAGACCCAGUCUCAGGUAACCCCAAGUGUCUAAGGUGACUCUUGGAGUUUAUUUAGGUGGCUGAACAUGUCCUUCCCAAGUGAGAUAGGUGAGGAGAGGAUGCUCAGGAACAUGUGUAAUGAGGCAAAGACAUUAGGGAAAGGGCCACCUCUUCCCUCCAGGGCACAGGAGGGCUGUGGAAACAGAGCAUUGGUUACAUGCUACAUGAUGGAGGACCAAGAGGAAGCAGGGUGUGAAUAAUCACUAUUGACCAGACUUUUCUCUCAGAAGAAAAGGCCUAACCUGUGGGUGUCAUUUGAUGUGCGUG